UCAAUGAAUUUAUUAUUAAUCUAUCUUUUUCAGAUGUUAUUGAUCAUCCGUCAGCGACAUCUUCAGGAUCGAUUUGCGAUGAGGCGAAAUUCCUUGAUCUGCUGCACUCAAUAGCAUGUUGGUAUGAAUCCCGUGAAAAAGUGAACAUUUUAAAGAUGUUGCUAAGAGAUGUGUUAAAAAACAACUACAAUGUCAAAUUGAUCAAAGACUGUCAUGAAUUAUUUGAAAAACUGUAUGAUGCUGGUAAACUGCAUCCAAAUAAUCUUACAAUCAUAUUUGAAUUAAUCAAAUGUACAGGACAUUACGGUUUGGAGAAGCAAAUUAGAGCCGAUUUCAUCCCGUUAUGUCCGAAGGUAUGUGAGAUUGAGGUAGCAGAGAUAUCGGCGUUCCGAAUAAAGCUGAAGGAUUUUGGCCACGAAUUAUGCAAACCCGACUUGACUGCCAUUGAUGGACUUUAUAAUAUGCCACGUAGACAAUAUGAAGAUGCUUGGUGUUUGAUCAUGGAUUUGGAAGAUAAAGGGGUAAUACGUGAAGGUGGCUUGGAGAAUUUCAUUAAGAAGUUAAGAAAACACUCACUAGGUCAUGCAGCCGCAAAAUUGCAUUAGAAUUUCCAAGAAUCUUUAUAUGGCACUGAGAUUAGGCCUGAAAAAAAAUUAUUUGUUGGCAAGCAUUGCGAUUUAAUUUAUAAAUUUUGAUGACAGGAGAAGAAAAAAAACCCCAUUUUUUUUGCAUCCGCUCCUCCUACACAAUUUUCAGCAUUAAAGGGCAAAUAAACAAUUAAUUUUUUUAGGACUUAUAGACUGAAAAUGAUUGUGGCAGUCAGAAUGGGAGUCCGACAAAUUUCAGAUGAAGUGAUUGGUCAAGAAACCUUACAAGUUUAGGCUUCAAAACUUACACAUUGUGAAAGACCAUAUAAGGUUUGAAUGGUUAAACAAUAUUUCAACUAAUCAGGUCAACAAAUGUUCUAUUAAUUUUUUUUUAAAUCACAAUGCCAUGACCAAAAUUUAAUGGUAGGAAAAUUAGUUUUUAGGUCUUCAGUACUGUACACCACAAGAAUAAUUCUGUGCAUAAUGCAUGCACACUACUCCAAACUCGGUAGAGCAAAGCUGUUAAAUUAUUAUGUGUAAUUAAUAUUAAUUAUGUGUAAUUAAUAUUCAUCUCAUAAUUAACAAGCAUCUCAUCUCCCUUUAAGGUCUUGUCUUGUUUUGUGUACUAGUCACUUCUCUUGUGUGUGUCUUGUUUUGUUAUUUGUUUUUGUUUUGGCAACCCUCCUCAAGCUUUUGCUUUUGGGGAUUUCAGCCCUCUGGCUGUUUAACAGAAUAUGUUAUUUAUAAAAUUAUUGAGAAAUAAUUGUUCUUUUGAACUUAGAGUGUCCAGUGAACAUUGUGUCCAAUUGAUGGUCUGUAAAUCUGGCUCAAUAGAUGUGAAGCUCCAAAAAGAUUGUUAUCAAUCAUAACAUAAUUCAAAUUAUAAAUUUGAGAUUAUUGAUAAUAUUAACUAGAGCAGUCACUCUGUAGAGGAUACUGAGCAAUAUGCAAGACAUGUAUGUACGAAUCCACUAUUUUAGCUUGAGGCCAAGUUCAAAGAAAAAUUCGAACUUCCUUUACCUUGAUGUUUUUUGGCCUUUUCUUCUAAAAAGUUGAUCAUGUCUUUCUUUAUUAUUAUGUACCCAUUCUACUAAGUUGCUUGCUUAGUUUUUACGUAAGCUUGCUAAGAGACAGACAGGGGUGAAUACAUAACCAUUUUGGCAGAGCAAUAUUUUAAUGUUCAAAAAUUAUAUUUUUAAAAGGGGAUUUAAUUGCCAGGUUCAAAAGAAAACCAUAUACUGUAUAUGAAAAUUGUACAUUUUUUAAAGAAUGUUGUAUAUAUUAUUUUCUGUUUGUAGCUACAAAGGCCACUUUUUCAUAAUGUAUCACAUAACUUAAAUAACUUUUCCAGCUAAUUAAAGUGUUUAUUGUAUGUGUAUUUUAUUUUUAGUACAUAUUUUAACAUAUUGAUGGUGCCACUAGAACCAAAUAUAACCAAGGCACAUAACGAUAAAUGUAGCAAAUAUGACCACAUCGUUAAAGAUAUCAAAGCUAAAGGUUAUAAAUGCACAUCGUUUUGCCUGAAGGUGGGUUCUAGGAGAGUACUUUCUAAAGAUAAUGAAACGAGACUACAUAAUAUUUUUUAAUUAAUAAGGGAUGUAAAAAGUAUAAAAAGCAGUGACCAGCAGCUAUGUUAUCUGGAACACCAGACACUCGUCUGAGUGGGUGAAUUGUCUUUAUUUGUAAUUGAUUUCUUUAAAUUUUAUCAUGUUUUAUUGUCUCUGUGUUGAUUCCACCCUACAUGUGCCAAAUUACCUGUACCUAAGUACCUGGGUUUUUUUGUCACAUUCUUUUAUUGUGUUUUUAAUAAAGAAUUAUGUUUUAAA
This is a messenger RNA of Anneissia japonica, 2413 nucleotides long. RefSeq lists its product as uncharacterized. Gene Ontology annotation, biological process: regulation of apoptotic process. Gene Ontology annotation, molecular function: protein binding. The record is from RefSeq and is a predicted model, not a curated record. The coding region runs from base 156 to 605 and encodes 149 amino acids. The transcript is spliced from 2 exons. Lineage: Eukaryota; Metazoa; Echinodermata; Crinoidea; Comatulida; Comatulidae.